CCCCUCCAAGCUUUGCUAACAAACUCAUGUUUAUAUAAAUCUCAUGGAAAGAAACCCAAUAUUCGCAGCAGAGAAACCUCAAUUCGACAAAAAAAUGAAUCCUCUCUGGGAAAUGAAGUCGAUGGCGGGGAACGUCUUCUCCGCCUACGCCUCGGUGGCGACGUCGGUGAUGCUGCUCCGAUCCCUCGCAAACGACAUCGUUCCGGAGCCGGUGAAGUCCUUCUUCUACGAGGCGUUCAGUCGUUUCUUCAAACACCUGGUGGACAGACUCCUCGGGAGGAAGCCGUCGCAGAUGACGAUGGUGGUGGACGAGCAGACCGGCAUCGCGCGCAACCAAAUCUACGACGCCGCCGAGGUCUACCUCCGCACGCGGAUCAACCCCGACGCCGAGCGCCUCAAGGUCAACAAAUCGCCUAAGCAGAAGAGCAUCACGCUCAGCAUGGUCAAGGACCAGGCCGUCGAGGACGAAUUCCACGGCGUCGAUCUCCAAUGGCAGUUCGUCCUCGUCGAGGCGGACGGCCAGAAAGGCGAUUUCCAGCCGGAGAAGCGCUGGUUCGAGCUCACUUUUGAGAAAUCGAAGAAGAAUGUCGUUGUGGAUGAGUAUCUCCCCUUUGUUCUCGCCAAGGCGCAGGAAAUUAGGGACGACGACAGGGAGGUGAAGCUAUUUACUCGCGAUUGCCCCUUCGAUGACGACGACGACGGCUGGAACGGCGGCGGCGGAUAUUGGGGAUGCGUUAACCUAGAUCAUCCGGCGACGUUUGAGAAGCUGGCGAUGGAUCCAAUUUUGAAGCAAUCGGUGAUGGAUGAUUUGGAUAGGUUUGUGAGGAGGAAGGAUUAUUAUAAGAAAGUCGGAAAAGCGUGGAAAAGGGGAUACCUCUUGUACGGACCGCCGGGAACUGGGAAAUCGAGCUUGGUCGCCGCCAUGGCUAAUUAUUUGAAGUUCAAUGUUUAUGAUUUGGAGCUCAGCAAUCUCUACUCCAAUUCCGAAUUGAGGCGAAUGCUGCUCUGCACCAAUAGCCGCUCAAUCAUCGUGAUCGAGGACAUCGAUUGCAGCGUGCAGUUCCACGAUAGGGACGGGGACAAGGAAGGGGAGGCCGACAGCAACGAACAGUCCAACACGAAGUUGACGUUGUCGGGGCUAUUGAAUUUUAUAGAUGGAUUGUGGUCGACAUGUGGAGACGAGAGGAUAAUCAUCUUCACGACCAACCACAGGGAGAAACUGGACCCGGCCUUGUUGAGGCCGGGCAGAAUGGAUAUGCAUAUCCACAUGGGGUACUGCACGCCAGCGGGAUUUGAUGUGUUGGCACUCAAUUAUUUGGAUAUCAAUGAUCACCCGGUGUAUUUCCCGGUGAUCAAAGAAAUGAUUGAACAAUUCGAGAUCACUCCGGCCGAGAUUGCCGAGCACUUGAUGAGGAGCGAGGAUGUCGAGCUUGCUCUUCAAGGAGUGGUUGAUUUGCUCAAGGAGAAGAAGGCAAAACAAGAAGAGUUAAAUAUGGUGGAGAGUGAUGCUAAGGAAAUGAAAUUAGGUAAAAAUGUGGUUAAGAGUGGUAAGGAGAAGGGGAAAAAAGGGAAUUUCUGGAAAUCUGUGAUCAAAUUUCCGAGACAACAAGGGAAAGAAAAUAACAAGUGAAAACUUGAUGAUGAUAUAAAAAUUAGUAUCCCAUUUUCAAUCAUUCAUUUCUACUCGAAGAAAAUUAUGUACAUUCUGAAAGCCACGGCCAAUUAAUGAGUUUGAGGAUAUUUAUGUUA
Salvia hispanica is the source of this 1749-nucleotide messenger RNA. RefSeq names its product AAA-ATPase At3g50940-like. Gene Ontology annotation, molecular function: ATP binding; ATP hydrolysis activity. The record is from RefSeq and is a predicted model, not a curated record. NCBI's taxonomy places the organism in Eukaryota, Viridiplantae, Streptophyta, Magnoliopsida, Lamiales, Lamiaceae.